GCUGGGUUUGCGUUGCGUCAACUUCCGGGCGGGUCCCCGCCAGCCGCCGCCGGGCCUCAGCCUCUGCCGCUGCCGGGCCGAAGCCCCUUUGUGUCCCCGCGGCUUUUCGUGGCGCGGGCCCGACACGUCCGGCGCGGGGCAGGGGGAGGCCGGGACAGGGCUGACGGCGAGUUCGGCGGGCCUGCCUUGGCGGGAGUUGGAGCGGGGAGCGCGGUGGCGGGAGCCCGCGGGGGCCGAGGUGCACCGGGGUCAGCGAGCGCGUGCUGCCGGGGAGGGUGAUGAAAAGAGAUUAUCCGGGCCAGCUCCCAUAGGGUGGUCGGUAGGUUUCCAUCACCAUGAGUCUCUUCAACCUGGACCGGUUCCGCUUUGAGAAGAGAAAUAAAAUUCAGGAACAGCCCGAGCCAGCUCCCCAGCUGCCUCCUCCUCCUACUCCACUUCCUUCUCAGGUUGAGCCUCCUUCACCCGUUUCCACUAUUAUUGAAGAUGACGAUCUUGAAGGGGGUAAAGGCAGCAGGCCAGGAACACCAGAUUCAGAUAUAACAGAAAAAACAGAAGAUUCCAGUGUACCAGAAACUCCAGAGCCUGAAAGAAAGUCAGGUGUAUCAUAUUUCAAGAAUCAAAAAGGAAUACAGUUUAUCGAUCUGUCUUCUGACAGUGAAGAUUUUGGCUCCCCAAAUUGUUCCAAUAUAAAUCAAGACGAAAAGUCUGGAAGAGAACCAGUGAUUAUAGUUUCUGAGCAAUCUGAAGAUGAGCAGACUGAAGAGUAUACUGAUAUGACACAAAGAAAUGAUGAUAUCUCAGAACUGGAAGACCUUAAAGAUGCAAAGCUUCAGACUUUGAAGGAACUAUUUCCACAAGGAAGUGACAGUGAUUUAAUUAAGUUGAUUGAAUCAACAAGUACAAUGGAUGGAGCAAUAGCUGCUGCAUUGCUGAUGUUUGGAGAAGGUAUACCUCGGAAAAGAAAAUUAGAUUCAUCUUCCUCAUACACCUCUGAAGAUGAGGAUGAUGAUCAAACUGUAAAAAGGAAACGAUUCAAUCCUCUUGAAGAAUCAAAGGAUUUUGAAGAAUCAGAGGAUAAAUGGGAAAAGCAGGAAGCCAUUGUAGCAAAGCUACAGACAGAGUUCCCCAGUUUGGCUAAAGAGGAACUAAGAGAAGUACUUAAGGAACACGAAUGGAUGUAUAAUGAAGCUUUGGAAUCUUUAAGAGUCUUUGCUGAAGAUCAACAAGAUGUACAGUAUCCUUCAAAAAGUGAAAUUUCAAAUGGAAAAGCUAUCUCAAGAAAAAGUCAAAAUCACCUUAAAAAUACUUCUAAAACAAAGAUGAAACAAAAAUGUGCUGUUAAAGCACAGAAUGGUUUUAACAAGAAAGGCAAAAAAACUUUUUUCAAUCCUAAAAAGGAAAUUCAGGACUCUGAAUAUGAUUCAGGCUCUGAUGUUGGGAGCUCUUUGGACGAGGACUAUAGCAGUGGUGAGGAGGUGAUGGAAGAUGGCUACAAAGGUAAAAUACUUCACUUCCUACAAGGGGCUUCAAUUGGUGAACUCACUUUGAUUCCCCAGUGUUCUCAGAAAAAAGCUCAGAAGAUAACAGAGCUCCGGCCCUUUAACAGUUGGGAAGCUCUGUUUACAAAAAUGUGCAAGACAAAUGGAUUGUCAGAAGACUUAAUAUGGCACUGUAAAACAUUGAUUCAAGAAAGGGAUGUAGUUAUUAGACUUAUGAACAAAUGCGAAGAUAUUUCAAAUAAAUUGACAAAACAGGUGACCAGGCUUACUGAAGGUGGAGGUGGAUGGAACAUAGAUCAACCUUCCAUUCUAAACCAAAGUUUGUCUCUCAAGCCAUAUCAGAAGAUUGGUUUGAAUUGGCUAGCACUGCUACAUAAACAUGGACUAAAUGGUAUUUUGGCUGAUGAAAUGGGAUUAGGGAAAACAAUUCAAGCCAUUUCCUUUCUGGCAUACCUCUACCAAGAAGGUAAUAGAGGUCCUCAUUUAAUUGUUGUGCCAGCUUCAACUUUAGACAACUGGAUAAGAGAAGUUAAUUUAUGGUGCUCUAACCUAGAUGUCCUCUUUUAUUAUGGUUCUCAAGAAGAUCGCAAACAGCUUAGAUACGAUAUUCAUAAUAAAGUUGUAGACUUCAAUGUGAUUGUGACUACGUACAAUUGUGCAAUCAGCAGUUCAGAUGACCGCAGUCUAUUUCGACGGCUGAAACUUAACUAUGCAAUCUUCGAUGAGGGCCACAUGUUGAAAAAUAUGGGUUCUGUGCGCUACCAGCACCUCAUGACCAUUAACGCAAAGAAUCGUCUGCUACUUACAGGCACUCCUGUUCAGAACAAUCUAUUGGAACUCAUGUCUCUGUUGAAUUUUGUGAUGCCUCAUAUGUUCAGUAGUAGCACCAGUGAAAUCAGAAGAAUGUUCUCUUCCAAAGCAAAAUCAGCUGAAGAACAAAGUAUAUAUGAAAAGGAGAGAAUAGCACAUGCUAAGCAAAUUAUAAAGCCAUUUAUUCUGAGAAGAGUUAAAGAAGAGGUCCUAAAGCAGCUACCUCCCAAAAAAGACUGUGUUGAACUCUGUGCAAUGUCAGAAAAACAAGAACAGUUGUACUUUGGUCUUUUUAACAAAAUGAAGAAAUCCAUCAAUGGCAUGGAGAAAAGCUCAGAAAUGGGCAAUGUGAUGAUGCAACUAAGAAAAAUGGCCAAUCACCCUUUAUUACAUCGUCAAUAUUACACAGCUGAAAAACUCAAAAUAAUGUCACAGCUGAUGCUAAAGGAACCUACACAUUGUGAAGCUAAUCCUGACCUGAUUUUUGAAGACAUGGAAGUCAUGACAGACUUUGAACUACAUUUACUUUGUAAACAGUAUGCACAUAUUAAUGACUUUAUGUUAGACAUGGAUCUCAUUUUGGACUCCGGGAAAUUCAAGAAACUAGAAUGCAUUUUAUCUGAAUUAAAAGAAAAGGGUGACAGGGUUGUAUUAUUUAGCCAGUUUACAAUGAUGCUGGACAUCUUAGAGGUUCUUCUAAAACACCAUCAGCAUAGAUAUCUUAGAUUGGAUGGAAAGACUCAAAUUUCUGAAAGAAUUCAUCUAAUUGACCAGUUCAAUACAGACAUGGAUAUCUUUAUAUUUCUUCUAUCAACAAAAGCUGGUGGACUUGGCAUAAAUUUGACCUCUGCAAAUGUUGUCAUACUUCAUGAUAUUGACUGUAAUCCAUAUAAUGACAAACAAGCUGAAGAUCGAUGCCACAGAGUAGGUCAGACUAAAGAAGUACAUGUCAUAAAGUUAAUAAGUCAAGGAACAAUAGAAGAGUCUAUGCUCAAAAUCAACCAACAGAAACUGAAACUAGAACAAGAUAUGACUACAGUAGAUGAAGGUGAUGAAGGAAAUGUACCUGCAGAUAUAGCUACAUUACUAAAGACUUCAUUGGGUCUCUAAAAUAAGGAUUUCUAAUUGAGAAAAUACCAACUUGGUGCACCCAAGGACAUAAACAUUACUGAAGACCAUGGGAUUUAUGAACAUUUAUAACUUUUUAUAAUACCCAUAUUGUAUUUCUCAUGGUAUGAAAGAUUUUUGCCACUAAAUGAAUUCUCCAGUUGCUCAAACCUGAAAUAUAUAAUUGCCACAGAAAA
Messenger RNA from Sarcophilus harrisii (Tasmanian devil), 3613 nucleotides. RefSeq names its product SWI/SNF-related, matrix-associated actin-dependent regulator of chromatin, subfamily a, containing DEAD/H box 1 (gene SMARCAD1). The record is from RefSeq and is a predicted model, not a curated record. The transcript is spliced from 24 exons. NCBI's taxonomy places the organism in Eukaryota, Metazoa, Chordata, Mammalia, Dasyuromorphia, Dasyuridae. Bases 336 to 3419 code for a protein of 1027 amino acids. Gene Ontology annotation, cellular component: nucleus. Gene Ontology annotation, molecular function: chromatin binding; DNA binding; ATP-dependent chromatin remodeler activity.